AUGGCUCGCUUCUAUGCUGCUGAGAUUCUGCUGGCCUUGGAGUAUCUGCACAGCAAGAGCAUCAUAUACCGUGACCUUAAGCCAGAAAACAUCCUGCUUGAUGCUGACGGUCACAUCAAGAUAACUGAUUUUCUCUGUGGGACUCCAGAGUACAUAGCUCCUGAGGUUAUCAUCGGAGGAGGCUACACGCAAGGCGACUGGUUCAGCUACGUACCUAUUUGA
This is a messenger RNA of Nymphaea colorata (pocket water lily), 222 nucleotides long. RefSeq lists its product as uncharacterized. Lineage: Eukaryota; Viridiplantae; Streptophyta; Magnoliopsida; Nymphaeales; Nymphaeaceae. Gene Ontology annotation, biological process: protein phosphorylation. Gene Ontology annotation, molecular function: ATP binding; protein kinase activity. The record is from RefSeq and is a predicted model, not a curated record.